AGGCCGUGCUGGACUGAUUCGCCGCCCAGGCUUUCGCAGGCUGAUCGAGCUGCCUCUCCAAGAUCUGCAUCGCUCGCGCCCCAUCCGAUCCAAGCAGCAUCUUCCGUAUCCUCUCCUUCGACAGCCAUGACCACAUCCAUCUUUCAGAACGACAUAUUCAAGGGCAAGGUUGCUUUUGUGACCGGCGGCGGCUCCGGGAUUUGCAAGGGCAUGACUGAAGCCCUGAUGAGACACGGCGCAGACUCGGUCAUUGUCAGCCGAACCCUCUCCAAGCUCGAGGUCGCUGCGAAAGAGCUCGCGGAGAGAACAGGCCGCCGCUGCCUUCCCUUGGCAUGCGAUGUACGCAACUACGCCGAUCUCGAGACGGCCUUCCGAAAGGCCCAGGAGCAUUAUGGACGGAUCGACAUUGUGAUUUGCGGCGCGGCUGGCAACUUCCUUGCCUCGGCCGAGCGACUCUCGGCAAACGGAUUCAAGACUGUCAUGGAGAUCGACACCAUCGGCACAUUCAACACUUGCAAGGCUGCGCUGCCGCAUCUGAAGCAGACCAAGGGAUGCAUCAUCAGCGUCAGCGCCACCUUUCACUACGUCGGCUCCCCUUUGCAGAUCCACGCCGCCGCUGCAAAAGCUGGUGUCGAUGCCAUGACCAGAACACUGGCUGCCGAGUGGGGCGCCUAUGGUAUCCGGAUCAAUACCAUCACGCCCGGUCCCAUCGCCGGCACCACUGGCAUGGAGAAGCUGACGACCAAGGACACUGUCGACUUGGUCGAGUCCGUAGUGCCCUUGAAGACCUGGGGCCAGAUCAGAGACAUUGAGUACGCCACGCUCUUCCUGGCCCAUCCCGAGAGCGCCCGGUUCAUCAGCGGUGCCGUUCUGGUUGUCGACGGUGGCCAGUGGCUCGUGAGCGGUGGCGGGAUUGUGCCCGAGUCGCAGUGGAGAGGCAAGUUGUAGCCGACUUUCCACCCGCCCCAACUUGGCGGAGUUGGAGAAAUGGGGCAUGGUCCUGCUUGGUGCACCAUGAACUUGCGGAGAUUGCCGGUGCACUCGACCAACGACGGUCUAUAAACGCUUGGUUGUCCAUCCAA
Polychytrium aggregatum is the source of this 1082-nucleotide messenger RNA. RefSeq lists its product as uncharacterized. Gene Ontology annotation, molecular function: 2,4-dienoyl-CoA reductase (NADPH) activity. Bases 127 to 948 code for a protein of 273 amino acids. Gene Ontology annotation, biological process: fatty acid catabolic process. Lineage: Eukaryota; Fungi; Chytridiomycota; Chytridiomycetes; Polychytriales. The record is from RefSeq and is a predicted model, not a curated record. The transcript is spliced from 8 exons.